GUGUGUGUUUUGCAGGGGGUGGGGGGUAUUUCUAAAGGCUGAAGUGCCCGUGGUUUAUACUGCUGUUUGCUUUGGUUUCUGUUGUGAUGUACAUUUGGCAUGAGUUUAAAUUCGUUCACCACCACCCACCUCCACUUUCGCACUCUCCUCCAAAAAUGGGACAUUGAGAAGGAGUUCAAAAUAAAAUGUCACAGUGCAAUUAUGUUUAAACUGCAUCAGUUACUGCCUUUGUUCAUAUAUUUACCUGAAAUAUGGGAAUUUGUAACAGAAAAUACUUGAUAUGAGACAGUAUACUUUUUUUCUCUUCAAGAAAAGUAAAGUAGAACUAAUUUAUGUGGUCACAGAAAUUAUCAGUGAGAUCUCAUAUCUUACAGAUCUUUAUUUAGAAUUGAAAUAUUUGCUGUGCUAGAUUUUUAAUGCAAUUUUGCAUUAAUAGCCACUAUUUUUUAAAAAGGUUUUGUAGAUUCUUUCUGAAGAGCCAGAAUCCUGGUUUAGCUACAUAUAAGAGAAAAAGUUUAUGGGCAGUCUCUAAGAUAUUUAAAUUCCUGAGUUGGGCAUGUAUAAUAUUGCAUAUGAGUAUUUAGAGAAUUGAAUAAGACUAGUCUUAAAAAAUGACACACUUCAUUGUUGGUAGAUGUGAAUGUCAGGAGAAUAUGCAGAAGUUAAAAAGUAAUAAUUUAAAAGCAGAAGAACGAGAGACUUAGUACUCACCUUGAACAAAAUUUUACAGAAGGAUGGUUUACAGGGAGAACUUUGUCUUACCUUGAUGAACAGUAUUUUACCUCCUAUUUCUUUUGUCAACAAAACACCUGUUAAGAGUGCUUGCUUUGAUGUACAUUUGAAUAAUCAAAGUUUCCCGAGUCUUUUCCUUCAGUUUCAGAGAACAUUGCAGCUAAGAGACAAAGUAUAUAAUGUAAUGGCUCUAGUCUUGUUUUUUUUUAGGAAUAGUCAAUUAUGUAAAAAAAAAAAUCCUGUGUCACAUCACCUUAUAGACUAAUUGGCACUACAAAAUCAAUAAAUUUAAAGAAUUGAUGAAGAAAUAUUGGAUAUGGUUCUGUACACGGUCCUUAUGAUAAGGGAGUAAUUUUCAAGAAAAGUCUGGAAUCAAAAGUAGAAUUGAAAUUAGACUUUCUCUAACUUUAAAUGUUUUCUUUGCUAAUAUCACCAGCAGAAUAUCCUAGUUCUAUGCUGUAACCUAAGAUUACCCGUGCUCUCUGUUUCCCUCAUUCUAAAUAUUCAAUUACUCAAUGGUGAUUAUUAUGUGCCUUCUUGGUUUACUAUAAUAUUAGAUUAAUAUAGAUUUCUUAUGCCAAAUUAGCGGAAAUCACUGUUGCACACAAGAGUAAUUCAUUCUUCUCUUAGUCAUAUUCGUGUUACAGCAGGAGCAUCAUCUUAAGUUCCAAGGCUUUAAUAUUUUAAACUUGGAUAUACCGUGUCUUGGAGCACGUGGGGUUUGUAUCUGAAACUUGUAAAAUAUGUUAGAACCUUUCACAAGACUCUAAUUCGGUUGUGUUUAAAUGAGACUUUUUAAGUGACUGUUAUUCUUCUAUCACACCAACCAGAAAGAUUUAAAGUUUUGUGUGGUUCCUCUUCUGUGAAACAACUGCAGGUGAUGAGAAAAGACAAGGCGUGCUUGGAGCUGUCCAAGGUAGCUGACUUCUGAAAAGUUAACCAUUAUAAAAAUGCAUUGCUUUGUAUCUAUGUAAUUGGUUUACUCUCCAUUUUUGAAAGUUAGCAUUAUAUUGCUAUUAGAAUAAUAAACAUAGUGAAUUGUGGUAAAUAUUUUCAUAUAAUGUAGCAAUCUUAGUUAUAACUACAUUUAAAAACUCAGAAACAGUUCAAACAUUCAUGAAGCUAACUAGUGUUCCAGUUUGCAGCUUUAAAUUAUUUAAGUAGAAAUGAACAAAAUUCACAUUUAUCAGAUAUAGAACUCCAUGUCAUCAACAUGGAAGCACCAUAGGAAUAGUCUCUGGGGCAUAAGCAGUGUGGACAAACAUACUGAAAAAUGCAACUUGCAGGAAUUUAUUACUUUUGAAAUUAAUUCUUAUCCUUGUGUGACCUUUCCUGUCUGCUAUAGAAAUCCAAAAGAUCAUAAUUGUUUGAUAUGAAAUGCAAAAGAAUAGUUAAGUUGAAAGUUUAACAUCAUGAAAUUCAAAAUCCCAAGUGGUAUAUAAACAUUAAAAGAAACUUUGGACUGCUAAUCCUAGGAAAUGAGUUUUAUGGAUUGAAUUCAACAAGGCUUCAGAAAUGGCUCCAUCUGCUGCCUAGCAGCUGCUGAAAGGAUAAAUUUAAUUCAUUAAUUCAUUUGGAAAAAAGGAUCCAAGUAGUAAAGACUUCAUUGCUCGUAAUGCAUAUAGGUGGAAACACACUGAGAAGUGGUUCUGGUGUCAUUCUAGAUAAUAAGCUACAUUGUCUUCUAUUUUUGGUAAAGGUCUUCAGGAAUAAGUCAAUGCGAUGUUGAUUUUUAGACAGUAGCUAAUCAUUUUGAAAUAGUUCAAUGCUAAAAAACAAAACAAAACACUCAGGGAAGUUCAAAGUCUCAGUUUUAACCCAAGGAACUGUGGAAACCUAAAAAAGAAGCUUUCUUAUACUGCAUAUGUGUCUAUGGGAGGUAGAAUAUGUGUCUAUACCUACCACAUGUACAUGUACAUUUAUAUUUACAAAUAAAUGUGCCAUUGAAGUGAAUAAUUCUCUUCAGGGAUAUUUAUAUUAGAUAGAAAUCCUAAAUUAUAUUAGAAAUGUCCAAAAAUAUGUAGUAUUUAACAUUAAUAUAAGUAGAUCAUAUCUUAGAUUCAAAAUUUGUAUCUACUCAAGGGUUGGAAGGUCAAAUAACACUAGUUUUCUUCACCUAUAUUCUUCUCCUAACAUUGCUUGUCUAGUCUCUCUUCCAGUCAUACUUAGCAACCUGAUUUAAAAGCUUAGAAAGUUGUACCAGAAGUUCUUUCCUGUAUCCUCUGUGACAUUAAUCAUUUUGGCAUUAGUGUUAAAACUCUGUAAGACACGGGUAUACAUUUUAAUUGAAUGGGUUAUACAGAAUACUUUGGUAUCUUUCUGUAAGUGUAAUGAAGUUUUGAUGCCAAGUUUCUCAAAUCAUAUUCAACCAUCAUGGUCAGGUAUUAGAAAGUUUAUAUUGUUUAUGAUUAAACUGCAAUCACUUUGAUGGAUUUUCUUAACUGCUAGCAUUUUAAUGGGAGCCAGGUUUCCUUAGAAAUAUACAGUUCACCUUUUCUAGCUAGGUAAAUACUUCCUGGUUGCCAGUUAAUUGAUCUGUGAUAGAGAUAAGAGUAUCCCCAAGACAAGGCUGUUUCAAGAACCAGUGUAUAUUUUAGCCAUUUUUUUCCGCUUGAUGAUUUCAGGAAUGGUAUUUAGCCUUCCAACAUGGCCCACAGCUCACUGUGGUGUGUACUGGGUUUACUAUAAAGGUUCUGUGUGUACCCUGUGGGCUGGGUUAAGAAUCAGGGUUUAUGCAUUUACUUGUACUGUUGCAUUGUUUAGACAGCUUUGGUUUAGUUUUGAUCUUUUUUUUUUUUUUCUUUUUGCCUUUGAGGCUCUUCCACAGUGUCAGCUGCUGACUGAUAGUAGGGAAACUGCCUCGUGGUGUGAAUGAAAGGGACCUAGCGGUUGGUAAACAGAGAUAAGGAAUAAAUAGAGCACAGGCAAAAGGAGAUAGUUCUGUGGGGGCCCAGAUUGCUGCCAGUCUGUUCAGGGGAGAUGCGGAGCCUGUCCUUUUCCCAGAUUAAAUUAGUGUGCGAAAUCUCCAGUGACCUCCUCCCCUUCUCCCCACACUCUUCAGCCAAGCUGAACAGCCUCUGCUGUAAAGUAUUCAUUUUACCCAGGGACACACGGACAAUAGAGCUCUCCCUGAUACUCAUGGACAGCUGUCGUCAUUCAGAGGGCUCUCAGCAUUUCAUUUUUCAUAGGAGUUAAAAGGGUUUUUACCUUGGAAGUGAAAGGAGCAGGAGCACAACUUUGCCAGUUCUGAGGCUGCUUGGGCAAGGGGUCUGACUGAGGCAGGGGUGAGCUGUGAGCAAAAAAAGAAUCUGCCCAGGGAACUGAUUCUUUUUGUUGUGCUUAAUUUGAUUAAGCAAGGACAGAAAUUAAAUUUCAACUCUAUGUUCCUUAUUAGAAGAAAAUACCUUUGAUUCUGAAAGUUUUUUGAAAUUAAAGUCAUCAGUGCACAGUAGACAAUUUGUAUCCACCUGGUCUACUUUCAUUUUGCCUAAAUAUACAUGCAUUUUAUUGCCUGUGAAUAAGCAUGGGUAAAUAUUAAGUCUGUGAGAUACCUCGGUAGACCCAUACUUUUUAUUUUUUUAGUGAUUUACUGCAAAUAUAUUCAGCAUUUGACUGAUUAAAUAGACCUUCGGCAACCUUGAGGGUCACUGUGUAGAGUAUGUACAUAGAAAAUGCAUCAGCCCAUUGUACCCUGGCAGCUAAUGAGAUUGGUCGUUAAGUAAAUGACACAAAGCCUACAAAAAAAGCUUACAGCUCACUAGAGUAUCACAGAGUGUCCCCGCACACCACACAACGACACAAACACUGGACUAACCUAGCCCACCCUGCUUUAUUCUACAUCACUGCUUCCCUGAUGUCAGCGUGAGAAGCAGAACAAAGGCUAGGAAGCAGCGAGGCCCCAGUUCUGUGAGAUUCUUUGAAGGACUGUGUCAACUCCAUGUUGUGUGCUUCUGUGUGCAUCCCAAUCUAAGCUCCAGCUCCAGAUGAACCAGGGUAGUGUGUGGUGGCAGGAACAGCUGACUCAUUAGUAGAGAGCAGUGAAAGCAAUGGCAACUCUCUGGUUCAAAUUCAAUAGCUGCUAGGGAAGAUGGAUGCAGAGAUCGAAGAUAAAACAUUGCAUAUUCUCUCAAAAGGAACUGAAGUACCAAUGGAUUCUCUGAUCCAAGAGCUCAGGGCUGCCUAUGAUUGCUCUAUGGCGAAGAAGAGACGAGCUGGAGAGCAGGCACUGGGAGUGCCAGUUAACAAGAGGAAAUCUCUAUUAAUGAAACCCCGACACUACAGCCCAGACAUGGACUGCAAAGGAAAUCCAGACAGCAGGAAUGAGGAUGAUGGCCUCUUAGAAACGAAUGAUCACUCCACUGCAGAGGGAAUCAUGGUAAAGCCCAUGGAUGAGACUCUUCAUUCACCUACACAAGAAAACGCACUCCAGAAGGAAGACCAAUACAUGUGUUAUCCAGAGCUCAUGGUUAAAUCUCUAAUGCACUUAGGCAAAUUUGAAGAAAGUGUGACUAUGCAGACCAUAAAUGAAAACUUAAAUGACAGUGGCAUCCAGUCUUUAAAAGCAGAGAGUGAUGAGGCAGAUGAGUGCUGUAUGACUCAUUCGGAGGAUGGAAGAGUCAAAGUCCAUAGUUCCCAGCCAGCUUUCUGCUCUUCUGGUGAAAGUGACAGUGACUCUGAGGGUGCAGAGAAUGAGUGGGGCAGUGGCUCCAACUCACCAGAAGACACUGACCCUCCCAGAGCCCACAGACACAAGCUGACACACAAUAAAAAGGACUUGUUGGAGGUUUCUGAGAUGAAAGCUGAAGGUGACAAAUUUACCCCUUGUGAGAACAGGUGUGGUUCUGAUAUUGAUGGUAAAGAGCCACAGAACUCCCACAUGGAACCCUUGGCUGUCAAAGUACAGCCUUCAUUCCCAGAGGCUGAAGAUGGUGAGAGCCUGGUCCCAGUUACUGAGGAGCCUGGAGAAAUGGAGAAAGCGAAGGGGAACCUGAGUUUGCUGGAGCAGGCUAUUGCUCUACAGGCUGAACGUGGUUCUGUCUUCCAUCAUACAUACAAGGAGCUGGACCGCUUUUUCCUGGACCACCUGGCAAAGGAACGGAGACAAACCAAGGUUACUGAUGCCAGUGGAAGGCAAAUCUUUAACAAUAAACAUUCACCAAGGCCUGAAAGGAGGGAGGCCAAGUGCCCCAUCCCUGGCUGUGAUGGCACAGGGCACGUAACGGGGCUCUAUCCCCACCACCGCAGUCUUUCCGGGUGCCCCCACAAAGUGCGAGUUCCUCUGGAAAUUCUUGCCAUGCAUGAGAAUGUGCUCAAGUGUCCCACCCCAGGAUGCACAGGAAGGGGACAUGUGAACAGCAACCGCAACACUCACAGAAGUCUUUCCGGUUGUCCAAUUGCCGCAGCUGAAAAGUUGGCAAUGACACAGGACAAAAGUCAAUUUGAUUCUUCCCAAACUGGGCACUGUCCUGAGCAGGCUCACAGGACAAAUUUGGUGAAGCAAAUUGAAUUUAACUUCCGCUCACAAGCCAUCACCUCUCCAAGAGCUACUGCAUCAAAAGAACAGGAGAAGUUUGGGAAAGUACCAUUCGAUUAUGCCAGUUUUGAUGCACAAGUUUUUGGUAAACGUCCUCUCCUACAAACAGGACAAGGACAAAAAACACCACCAUUUCCUGAAUCAAAGCAUUUUUCAAACCCAGUGAAAUUUCCUAAUGGGCUGCCUAGUGCUGGCGCCCACACACAGAGCACAAUCCAUGCCAGCUCUUAUGGCCAUGGUCAGUGCAGUGAAGACACCCACAUAGCAGCAGCUGCUGCCAUCCUGAACCUUUCCACCCGCUGCAGGGAAGCCACAGACAUCCUCUCCAACAAACCACAGAGCCUGCGUGCCAAGGGAGCUGAGAUAGAAGUGGAUGAAAAUGGCACAUUGGACUUAAGCAUGAAAAAAAACCGAAUCCUGGACAAGUUUAUACCCCCAACUUCCCCUCACACUACAAUUACAACCCCAUCUUCUUCCCCAUUCAAAGCAAGCAGCCUUCUUGUCAAUGCUGCAUUCUAUCAGGCUCUUUGUGACCAAGAAGGCUGGGAUGUGCCCAUCAACUAUAGCAAAACCCAUGGAAAGACAGAGGAGGAGAGAGAGAAAGACCCUGUGAACUCCCUUGAAAAUUUAGAGGAAAAAAAGUUUGCUGGAGAGGCCUCUAUUCCAAGCCCAAAACCCAAGCUCCAUUCAAGAGAUCUCAAGAAAGAGCUAAUCACCUGCCCUACACCAGGAUGUGAUGGAAGUGGCCAUGUCACAGGCAACUAUGCAUCUCACCGCAGUGUGUCUGGAUGUCCUCUAGCAGACAAGACUCUUAAGUCCCUCAUGGCUGCCAACUCUCAGGAGCUUAAGUGUCCAACCCCAGGUUGUGAUGGUUCUGGGCAUGUGACGGGAAACUAUGCUUCCCACAGAAGCUUGUCUGGUUGCCCUCGUGCAAGGAAAGGUGGAAUCAAAAUGACCCCUACCAAGGAAGAAAAAGAAGACUCUGAACUGAAAUGUCCUGUAAUAGGAUGUGACGGCCAAGGUCACAUAUCAGGUAAAUACACAUCACAUCGCACAGCUUCUGGCUGUCCUCUGGCUGCCAAGAGACAGAAGGAGAAUCCCCUCAAUGGGGCCCCUCUCUCCUGGAAACUGAACAAGCAAGAACUCCCCCACUGCCCCCUGCCAGGAUGCAAUGGGCUGGGUCAUGUAAACAACGUUUUUGUCACUCACAGAAGCUUGUCUGGAUGCCCUCUCAAUGCACAAGCUAUCAAAAAGGUCAAGGUCUCUGAGGAACUAAUGACCAUCAAGCUCAAAGCAACUGGGGGUAUUGAUGGUGAUGAAGAAAUUAGGCAUUUGGAUGAAGAAAUAAAGGAACUGAAUGAAUCCAACCUUAAAAUUGAAGCAGAUAUGAUGAAACUUCAGACCCAGAUAACAUCUAUGGAGAGCAACUUGAAGAGCAUAGAGGAGGAGAACAAGCUUAUAGAACAGAGCAAUGAGAGUCUGCUGAAGGAACUGGCAGGGCUCAGCCAGGCUCUCAUCUCCAGCCUUGCUGACAUCCAGCUGCCACAGAUGGGGCCUAUCAAUGAGCAGAAUUUUGAAGCAUAUGUAAAUACUCUCACAGACAUGUACAGCAAUCUGGAACGGGACUAUUCCCCAGAAUGCAAAGCUCUACUGGAAAGCAUCAAGCAGGCGGUAAAGGGCAUCCACGUGUAGGAGGGCAGCAUGCAGGAAGCAGAGGUCACCACAGCAGUGAAUUCCAGCUGAUCCACAGGGGCCUUGCAACCCUGGAGCCUGGAGCCUUCCCCCUGCAAUUAUAAUUGCAACAUUGCACUAAUUUUUCCCCAAGUGACAUAAAAAGGAAAAAAAAAACUAUGAUAAACUCUUUGGAUUAAAAGCAAUGCAGUCAAUUAUUAAAUCUCAUUUAUUUUCAUACCUUUUUCUUUUAUUUCUUCAUUGCACUCUUUAUUUUGUAAAGUAUAUGUAAAAUAAAUGUGACAUUUUAUAUUUUAUUUAUUACUAAUCAAAGAGUUUUUUAUCUUUUAACUGCAUUUUGAAGUCUACCAUAUUUUUACAGGUGUGUUUAUUAAUUUAUCUUCUAAUAGGAUUUAAAUAGAAAUGCUGUUCUCAAAUCAUACAUCUUUCUGGGUUUAAAGGAAAAAAAAGUAUGAAGGACCGCACUAUGGUCAAGUCUGGUUUCUACUGUGCGCUUCUUUUCCCCCUUUACUGGUUUUGUAAGUGGUUUUUGGUAAUGUGAGCUGCAAAGGAAUUUGAAGAUAAAUGGCGCCCACUAGUGGGAAACCCACAUUCAUAAAAGCAUAGGAUGCUGGCAAACAGCGUGCUCAGAACUUGAUAGCAAUAAUUAAAUAAAAUAGUCAGCAGAGUAUUCCACGUGGCUGCACGGAUUUAAUUAAUUUGAAUUGUUUUUUUGAGCUGUUUAAAACAUAGAUUUUAAGUGAAUCAGAUUUGUCUUUUUGUUUUUCAAGUCACAUUGGCUAGUUGGUAACCCUUCCCCAAGAUGAGAAAUAAGCUUUGAUGUGACCAGCCAGGCUUUUCCUGCUAUAUGUUAGUACAAUAUCACAAGUGACAAUAUUGGUGUAGAAUUGUCCUUAAGAAAUAUAGACACAUCCAAAUGGAAAUUUUGUAGAUACUAUAUCCCCUGAAAUAGCAUUUAUCUUACUGGGUUGACUGGAAGAGUAGAAAACAUAAUAAGACAUGAAAAAGUGUUAUUCCAGUCUGAAUAUUGGCAACAUUGAUCUGCACUUCCCUAGGAAAUAAGACAAAUUUAAAUUUGAUGUAACUCUUGAAACACACACACACACACACACACACACACACACACACACACAGGCACAGUCCAUACACAUAUGUACUCACAAACACUCAUCCACACAUGAAAUUGAGUCUACAAUCUCACCUGGAUCAGAGUUUAGUAAUUGCUAUAGUAAAGGCAAUGUCUAUUUCAGGGACUGUAAAGUAGUUUAAGCAUUGUUUCAAAAGUUUUUUAAAACUUAUUUUUUUUAAGGAAAAGGUAUAGACAACCAGCUAAACUGCCUUUUUGGUGUGCACACACAUUUCAUGUGCAGAUGUGCCUCUGUGUAAAUGUACACAUGAACUUUAGUGUGGGCUUAAUUUUCUGUGCUAUAAUAAAAGUGUUUAUUUUUUAUUAGCCUCAUGGAUAUUUAGACUUAGUGUGAUGGCAUUCACAGGCUUGAAUUCACUGUUACUACUGUUACUGCUCAGAUACAUGAAAAGUGGUCCAGUCACUCCACUCUCAUGGAACUGUGGUUAUUGUUAUGCAUCAAGUGGAGCUUAUCUUUGGCUUGGGGUUCAUUUGAACUCUUGAAUUUUAGUUUAGUGAAAAUGAGAUGUCUGUUCUUAGGUAGGAAAGGUGUUUAUUUAAAACUCAAUUUAAAAGAAGCAGCUAUCAUGAGUGGUGUCUACUAAAAAUGGGACACAAAAUUUCCUAUUAAAGUAUGUCUUUGAACAUUUGCUACAUAGUAUUUCAAAGAAGCACACAAACGGGCUCACUUAUUACACAGAAGUUUACUUUGCUAAAUAUUUUAACAAGUUUGUUAUAUAUUUUAUUUAAAGAGAUCUCUUACAAACCUAUGUAUUUAUUACUAUAAUUUACAUGGCUUCAGUUAAUUUAUUUGUGUUCACAUAGUUUUAUGAUGUGUCUAUAUUUAUUUGCCUCCUUGGUAUUUGUGUUUUGUAACAUGCACUAAAUUGUUUUCAUUUCGACUAUGUUAAUGAUUGAUACUGUAAAUUGGGUCUUUUGUAAACAAAACAAACAAUGAUGUAUGCAUUUUUAUUUGAAGUAGUUUGUUUGUAUACUGUUUCUCCAAACAAUAUUUCUUACAUCAAUGCGACAAAAUUGUGUUCAGUGCUGUACAUUUGGUGUAUGGUAGAAAAUAAAAAUUGAUAAUGAA
Peromyscus leucopus (white-footed mouse) is the source of this 10173-nucleotide messenger RNA. It is a transcript of the gene St18, whose product is annotated as ST18 C2H2C-type zinc finger transcription factor. The record is from RefSeq and is a predicted model, not a curated record. Bases 4820 to 7957 code for a protein of 1045 amino acids. Gene Ontology annotation, molecular function: RNA polymerase II cis-regulatory region sequence-specific DNA binding; DNA-binding transcription factor activity, RNA polymerase II-specific; zinc ion binding. Gene Ontology annotation, cellular component: nucleus. The transcript has 24 exons. NCBI's taxonomy places the organism in Eukaryota, Metazoa, Chordata, Mammalia, Rodentia, Cricetidae. Gene Ontology annotation, biological process: regulation of transcription by RNA polymerase II.